AUUUAUAUAAAAAAACAAAAGUCAAGUUUCGUAAACAUUCGAAAAUUGCGAUUUUCAAUAUAAAAUUGUAAUAAAAUUAAGUGUGUGAUUUGUGUCGUAGGACUUAGACGGUUUUAAUUUAAAAAAAGUACAAGUUCUCUAACAUUCACCAUGUCCAAAUCGGUAGCUCGUUUGAAAUCAAUGAAAAAAGUUGGAGAUAAAAUAGACCACUCUUCUAAAUUGAGGACUAAUAUUCCUGCUGGAAUGGCUGCUGCUGGUCCGCCACUAGGUCCUAUGCUUGGCCAGCGUAAUAUUAACAUAGCAGCAUUUUGCAAAGACUUUAAUGAGCGGACAGCUAACAUAAAGCAAGGCAUACCUCUUCCGACUAGAGUGAAAGUCAAUUCGGAUCGUUCCUACCAGUUGAUUAUUCAUCAACCGCCAGCGUCGUAUUUCUUGAAGCAAGCUGCUGGAAUCAGCAGAGGAGCUAUGGAGCCUGUGAAAGAAAUCAGUGGAAAAAUAACUCUAAAGCACAUAUAUGAAAUAGCCAAAAUAAAGGCGCAGGACCCACCAUUGGAAUGGAGGCCCCUGGAGGAAAUAUGCACCAUGUUAAUAGCCACUGCUAGAACAUGCGGGAUUGAAGUAGUCAAGGAACUUGAUGCAAAGGAGUACGGAGAAUUUCUUGAAGAAAGGAAAAGAAUUGUGGAAGAACAGAAGAAGAUGCUACAAGAGAAGAGAGAAGCUAAGAUGUUGAGAACUGCUUAGUUAUUUAUUGCAAUUUGUAGAUAUGUAUAGAUUAAUUAAUAUAGCUUUAUUAGGAGUUU
Pectinophora gossypiella (pink bollworm) is the source of this 800-nucleotide messenger RNA. It is a transcript of the gene mRpL11, whose product is annotated as 39S ribosomal protein L11, mitochondrial. Lineage: Eukaryota; Metazoa; Arthropoda; Insecta; Lepidoptera; Gelechiidae. The record is from RefSeq and is a predicted model, not a curated record. The transcript is spliced from 4 exons. The coding region runs from base 151 to 741 and encodes 196 amino acids. Gene Ontology annotation, cellular component: mitochondrial large ribosomal subunit; ribosome. Gene Ontology annotation, biological process: translation. Gene Ontology annotation, molecular function: large ribosomal subunit rRNA binding; structural constituent of ribosome.